AUGAAAUGGUUGUUGGUUCUGCUGCUGAUCCUCCUGAAGGAAGCUGGCCCGACCGCAGCCUGCAGCAGCAGCUGUUCAUCAGUCUGUGACUGCAGCAACAGAGGCCUCACCAGUGUUCCUCAGGACCUGCCGACAACCAUCACUAGGCUGGACUUGGAGAAUAACGCAAUCACAACCUUAAGUCAGUCCGACUUCUCCAGGUACACCAGUCUGGAAAGAUUAUAUCUUCAGAACAACCAGAUCUGCACAAUCAACAGCGGAGCGUUCUACAACUUAGCAAGCCUUACUAUUUUGAAACUUCAAUAUAACCAGUUAACCAGGCUCCGAUCUGACAUGUUGGUAGGACUUGAUAACCUGGAGAGCAUUCACCUGCAUGGCAAUAACAUCCACAGUAUCGAGGCGGGAGCCUUCAAUGCCACACCUCAACUCAACUGGCUUAUAAUUGGUAGCAACGACAUCAGCACCAUCCCAGCUGGUACUUUUGUAAAUCUGCACCAGCUGGACUCGCUGGACCUUGGUGGUAACAAGAUAACCAGUCUCAGAUCUGACAUGUUUGUAGGACUGGAUAACUUGCAUUCUCUAUCACUAAUUCGCAGUAACAUCCACAGUAUCGAGGCAGGAGCCUUCAAUUCAACACCGCAACUCCGCACGCUUCAACUUCACUACAACAACAUCAGCACCAUCGCGGCUGGCACAUUUAUAAAUCUGCCUCAGCUGGAAACGCUCUACCUUUCUAGUAAUCGAAUGGAGACGCUACCAGCCAUGGCGUAUGACAAACUGACUUCUGUCUCAACAGUUGACAUUAGGAACAACCCCUGGCAGUGUGACUGCAGGAUGCUUCCCUUUAAGCUAAGAAUGAACGGGUCUUAUCCCUUUGAGAGCCAGAUCACAUGUGCUGGACCACCUAACCUUGCAUGGAAAAGCUUACUACAGGACGUCAAUCCUGACGAUCUGCGCUGUGAAGAGACAACAACUGAACCUACCACAGCCCACAACUGCAGCUGUUCAUCAUGGUGUGACUGCAGCUACAGAGGCCUCAGCAGUGUUCCUCAGGACCUGCCGACAACCAUCACUAGGCUUGGUUUGGAGGGCAAUAACAUCACAACCCUAAGUCAGUACGACUUCUCCAGGUACAGCAGACUGACAAGGUUAGAUCUUAAUUCAAAUCAGAUCUCCGUAAUCAACAUUGGGGCGUUCUCCAGCUUAGCCAGGUUAACAAGCCUGAACCUUCAUGAUAACAACGCUAACAAGUUUACAACUCUUCGAUCUGACAUGUUUGUAGGACUGGAUAACCUGCAUUCUCUAUCACUAAUUAUCAACAACAUCCGCAGUAUCGAACCCGGAACCUUCAACGCCACCCCGCAGCUCCGCACGCUUCAACUUCACUAUAACAACAUCAGCAGCAUCGCGGCUGGCACAUUUAUAAAUCUGCCUCAGCUGGAAACGCUCUUCCUAAAUGGUAAUCAAAUGGACACGCUACCAGCGAUGGCGUAUGACGUACUGGCCUCUGUCUCACGUGUUUUCAUUUACAGCAACCCCUGGCAGUGUGACUGCAGGAUGCUUCCCUUUAAGCAAAAGAUGAACGGGUCUUAUCCCUUUGAGAGCGAGAUCACCUGUGCCGGACCACCUAACCUUGCAUGGAAAAGUUUACUACGGGACGUCAAUCCGGACGAUUUGAUCUGUGAAGAGACCUACCCAACUAGCUACCCAACCAGCUACCCAACCAACUACCCAACCAACUACCCAACCAACUACCCAGCUAACUACCCAACCAACUACCCAACUAUCUACCCAACCAACUACCCAACCAACAAACCAAGCACCUACCCAACCAACUACCCAACCAACUACCCAACCAACUACCCAGCUAACUACCCAACUAGCUACCCAACCAACUACCCAACCAACUACCCAACCAACUACCCAACCAACUACCCAACUAGCUACCCAACCAACUACCCAACUAGCUACCCAACCAACGACCCAACUAGCUACCCAAUCAACUACCCAACUAGCUACCAAACAAACUACCCAACUAGCUACCCAACCAACUACCCAACUAGCUACUCAACCAACUACCCUGCCAACUACCCAACCAACUACCCAACUAGCUACCCAACCAACUACCCAACCAGCUACCCAACCAACUACCCUGCCAACUACCCAACCAACUACCCAACCAACCUCCCAACCAACUACCCAGCCAACUACCCAACCAAGUACCCAACCAACUACCCAACCAACUACCCAACCAACAAACCAACCACCUAUCCAACCAACAAACCAACCAACUACCCGACCAACUACCCAACCAACUACCCAACCAACUACCCAAACAACUACCCAACCAACUACCCAAGUGGCCCAACCAACUACCCAACCAACUACCCAACCAGCUACCAAAGCAAUAACCCGACCGACCAUCCAGCCAACUACCCAACCAACUACCCCCUGUUUGUUGUGAUUUGGUGCAAGAAGCGAAGAGCCAAAACGAGCCCUGCCCCUGUACCGGACCCCAGUGAUGUUUCGAGCAACCCAAACGGCGCCGCUACCGGCCCGACCGGCGGCCGGCAUCACACAGGGCAGGGCGCCUCACCGUCACGGGCAGCACAUUCUGAUGACGGAGAGAGUCGACCAGGAACAUCAGGGACGGUCCCGCCUCCGCGCGGCCUGGAUAAGAGUUACGCGGUUCUGCGGGCUCCACUCCCGCCUAUAAAGACAGCGGGACCACGAGGUGAUGUCCGGAACGUGCCAGAAGCUGCACAUGGUGACGCUGCUGCGGACAUCUCCGUCCCUCUCAGCAGGCAUUUCAUCUAUCAGCAAACCUGCCCGUCUGGUCUGCCCAAAGGUCUGCCUGGUCUGUAG
Branchiostoma belcheri (Belcher's lancelet) is the source of this 2865-nucleotide messenger RNA. Its product is annotated as slit homolog 2 protein-like. The record is from RefSeq and is a predicted model, not a curated record. Gene Ontology annotation, cellular component: extracellular matrix. The transcript has 7 exons. The coding region runs from base 1 to 2865 and encodes 954 amino acids. Lineage: Eukaryota; Metazoa; Chordata; Leptocardii; Amphioxiformes; Branchiostomatidae. Gene Ontology annotation, molecular function: protein binding.